Molecule: messenger RNA, 555 nt
Organism: Meloidogyne enterolobii
Lineage: Eukaryota; Metazoa; Nematoda; Chromadorea; Rhabditida; Meloidogynidae
Source: the annotation of a GenBank genome assembly
AUGCUAUCAAAUCUUAGAUUUUUGAAAUUUUACUCACAAACACGAUUUAAAAUUAAAUUAAAACUUAAAACUGGCAUCAAAAAAAUGAAAUUUUUUGUGAUCUGUCCUAAAGUCUAUUGGAAAUUUGUUAAAUUUUAUCGAUGGAUUCGCUCAUUUUUCUGUAAACGGCGAAUGGAAUUGGCCGUUGUGGGUUUACAGGACUGCGGUAAAACAACAUUUACUCAGCUGAUUUCUACGGGCCAAUUUCUCAACCGACAGCUUCCAACAAUUGGCUUUAAUAUGCAAGUUUGGAAUAAAGGAAGAGUGUCAAUAAAAGUGUGGGAUUUGGGUGGCCAGCCACGCUUUCGAAGUGCUUGGACUCGUUAUUGUCGAGGAUCCGAUGCAAUUCUUUUUAUGGUGGAUGCCAGUGAACGUUUCAAAUUACAAGAAACAAGACAAGAAUUAAACCAAUUAUUGGCCUCGCCAGUUUUGGAUGGAAUGCCUUUGUUGGUACUCGGAAAUAAAGCAGACCUGCGCGGAGCGUUUGAUCACGAUGAAUUGUUUAAUGAAUUGUAA